GAUGCCAUCCAAAUUACCUACAGAAACAACCAGAACGGCUUCUCUCCUGGAUUGCAAGGGCACAAAAGAUCUUACUUCACUCUUACAACAUUUCUGCUUUCUCCCAGAACAGAAAUGUGCACCACCAGCAGCGAUUCUCUCCAUCAGUAACUGAUAUACCCAGACCUUCCACAGCCAGACAGAACAGAUAUAACACUUUUAGGCUGGCUCCAGAAGACUCAGACUCUGUUUGACUGCCACCCUUUUGGAUAAAUAUUUUGGGAUUCAAGAUGAAUAAGACAAGGGCUGUUAAUGAUAUUUUUCAUUUCCUGAUCAACAAGAACUGGAGCUCAAGCCGAAGCUUUCCUAUGAACAUUUCUAAUCAGUGCAUGAACAUCACCGACCUUACUGUCUUUCUGGCCACCUCUUACAGCUUGGAGACUGUUCUGGGCAUUGUGGGAAACAUCUGUCUGAUUGCUGUCAUUGCCAGGCAGAAGGAAAAGGCAAAUGUCACCAAUAUCCUAAUUUCCAACUUAAUAAUUUCAGACUUGUUUAUGUGUCUUGUCUGCCUGCCUUUCACAGUUGUUUACACCAUGAUGGACUACUGGAUAUUUGGAGAAGUCAUGUGCAAAAUGACCUCUUUCACUCAGUGCACAACUGUGACAGUAUCAAUCCUUUCCCUUGUCCUUAUUGCUCUGGAAAGACACCAGCUCAUCAUAAACCCGACUGGCUGGAGGCCAAAUACCUCCCAAGCCUACCUAGGAAUUGGAGUGAUUUGGACUUUAGCAUGUCUCAUGUCCCUACCCUUUUUGACCACAUCCAUCUUGUCUAAUGAGUUGUACGAGCAGCUCUCACACUUCAUGAAUUUUUCCACUGAUAAGGCAAUAUGUAUCAACUCGUGGCCUUCUGAGCAGCACAAACUUAUCUACACUACCACUUUACUGCUCUUGCAAUAUUGCAUCCCUCUGUUCUUCAUUAUCCUUUGCUACCUGCGUAUCUACUUACGCCUGCAGAAGAGAAAGGACAUGUUUGAGAAGAGCGAGUACAGCAACCGAGCAGUCCAGCUGAGAAGAAUAAACAUUUUGCUAGCAUCCAUGGUUGCUGCUUUUGCUGUUUGCUGGCUACCACUGCAUGUUUUCAACACCAUUGUGGACUGGAAUUACAAAAUCAUUUCGCCUUGCCACCACAACCUGAUCUUCUCAUUGUGUCACCUGGUAGCUAUGGCUUCUACCUGUGUCAACCCUGUUAUCUAUGGUUUCCUAAACAGCAACUUCAAAAAAGAAGUGAAGUCACUGAUUCUGAGCUGCCAGCAUAAUUCAGUAACUGCCUCAAUGGAAGAAUAUGAUCAUUUGCCUUUAUCCACCAUGCAGACUGAAAUUUCCAAGGGGUCACUGAUGUUGAACUGCAGGCACAAUUCUAUUUAAUGAGCAGAAAAUAUUUCAGAAGGUGCACUGACACCACACACCAAUUUUUACCUGCGGGUAUAUGAAGCAACUGGUGAUGCCACAGCUGGGAUGUGAACAGGAAGCCAUCACUACCUGAGUUUUGGAAGAACAAGCCCAGUAGUGUUGUAAAUGUUCACAGUUGCUGCUGUGGUGCACAAGUCUUUGUGUUACUGAGGUCGUACAGACACUGAGGAGACUGGGCUGAUGUAUAAGCAGCUGCUCUAAGAUCAGUGGCUAAGCUGUGGCUGCAUAGAGGCUGACACAGGUUCAUCAGUGAAACUCAUAUCUCUACCAUGGCUGCAGUAGAAAACCAGAUUUCCAGUUUCAUCACUGCAGGCUGCCAAAAGUUGUGUUGGAGAAGUCUCUCUCAGUUUUUCAGUAUUAGUAAGAUUUUUAUGCACAGCUGACACACCAGUAGAACAGAGAUAUGUAAAUAUCAAUUUCAUCUACCACCUCUCGCAGCCCAUAAAGUUACAGUAAUCUUUCAGAUCUUCAUAUAAAACAACUGCCUGUUUCCAUGAAACUUCACUCUGCCAUAGGCUUGAGAAUAGUCAUUGCCUCUGCAAGUAGGAUCAAGGAACAAUGACGCUGGUAUGUAAAGAAGACAGUAAUUUAUGAAGGAUGGCAGCAAAUGAAAAUGUUAUUUGAUGGAUUAAACUCAAAAUGCAUUGAGAUGUUACUGAGAACUAUUUUAAAGCAUGUGAGAAAUGAGUCAGUUCCCGCUGCUGUCAAUCACCAAGCUCUGCAAUGCUAAAACUUCAUGCCAUGAUGGUACAAGAUGGCCAAAUUACAGGAGUUGUUGGAGGACUUGGUAGUAACAUGACAUUCUGCUUCAGCAUCUUCUUGUUACUUUAAUUGCAACGUAUCAAUUCAGAAGGUCAAAAUGAGCAUGAAAACUUGUUUGUGGAAAUCACAUGUUUCCAGAGUGGCUACACUUCCAAAGAAAUAAGCAUAUGCAUGGAGAAUUAGAGUUUUCUUAAAAAAUAAAACCCGAUAUAAGAUAUCAGUCCCACUCACUGGCAUCAGCAACACAAGUGAAUCUGAAAUUCCAACAAAUCAAUAGAAGGUCAAUGAAAAUACACAGGUGGAAUCCAGGUCAGGCUGAAGCCAAGCCAAAUAGGUAGUACUGUCAAUUGCUCCAGUAAAAUGAAGGUCAUGUUUUUUCACAGCGUGUUAUUUGUAGCCUUUGUUUAUGAAACCUACAAACUAUAAACUCUUUUUAACCUCUGGAGCCAGAGAAAUUGCUCAGUGACUACUGAGAAACCAAGGCAUGCCCGAGAAGGCCAUACUGAGCUACAGAUUAAAAAAAAACCAAAAAACUAACAAACAAAAAAAAAACCAAACAAACAAAAAAAAAACAAACAAACCACAACAGGUAGCAAGUGCAAAAAGGAGAUCAACCAGCUCAAUGCUAAUGAAAUACUUAAGCAUAUUCUGUCCUGAUUUCCUAAACUAACCUUAGCAGAAUACUGGACUAGGUGGCCAGCUGAAGUAAUUUCAACAUGAUUUAUGCUCUGAUAAGCAGUGGUUACUUGCUGCAGGUUUGCAUGGAGCUGAAGAUAUCCAGUGUAUAAUUAUGCAAACAACUAGAAAUUGUUGGCAGAUCUCUAAUUAGACAAAUUGGUAUAAAGAUAGGUGAGGAAAAGACUUCCUCCCAUGCUGUGAACUGACAAGAAUAUGGAUUCUGAGCAGAGUAUCUGAGGACAAGAGCUAACCCCUAUGUUAUAAGGCAGCAAGAGCUAUCAUAAACCCAGCUGGCAGAAAUAAAAGUUAACCCCUUGCCAUGAGCUGGGUGCACAGAUUUCAGUGGUAAAACUUGAAGUUUGGCCUUGAAUUCUUGUGUACUACCCUGUAAUUCUGGCCAGAACCUCUGUAUCUUAGUAAGAUACUUUGUGUGUGAUUACCCUUUAUAUCUUCCUCAACUAUGUGGUAAGACAUUUUUGCUCUUUUCAAAUGGAUUCCAGCUUUCUUCUAUUUUCUUUGUGACUUGCUAUGCCAUGCUGAGAAGUUGUUUCUCUUGAUUAGUUUGCAUGCAAUGUGAUUUCUAGACUGGACAUUGAGUCUACUAGAAAUACAGAAUAAGAGGACUCUUAUAUUAGAUGCAUCUUGAAAUUUGCUACUGUAGCAGAAAUCACCAUGGGCUGCUGAGUAGCACAAAAUACAGCAGCUCCUCCUAAUCAUCGUGAGUUACCUCAAAACUGUGCUUUAUUACUUCAAGGCUUAAAUACUAUUUCAACUUUGCCAUUGUUUUGCAUUUAGAAUCAAUCUAAGUAAUUGAGCAAUUCUGCCCAGUUUUUGCACUUGUUAGAAUUCCAGCACUUAGCUAAGGUGUCUGUAAAGCUAUUUUAAGAAUAGUCUGCUAAACACACAGAAAAUUACCUGAUACAUGGUCUUAAGUAUAUAACUUUUCAAACACCAGUGUCUUAAACAGAAACACAAUUACUUUUAGCAUUUGUACUUCCAUAAACCUGUCUUUGUCACUAAUUCUAAGUGAAAACUUUUGGUACAGUGCUUACAGUAUAGCAGAGACCUGCCACUAGAGCAGUGCACUGGCAUUGUGCAUCAGAUCCAAGUUCUUCCUGUAAAGGGUAGAAACAUGGGCGGGAUCUGACACUGUUUAACUGUAAUUCACGUGGCCAUUUGUUUCCAUGAACACAAGUAGAUACAUAAAGCAAGCAGAUCCAACUUUACACUAACACAAAUGGAUGUUAUUUUCCUCUCGUGAUUAAGCAAAGAGUCAAGUUCAGAGUCAACUACUGUUUAUUGCUAACUGACUUUGGACUUGAUAAACUACAGGAUUUAAACACUAAAAGCCACCAAACUGCACCCAUACAUCUAACUGCAAAAAUGCAGAUCCUCAGAACUCCCAACC
Messenger RNA from Lonchura striata (white-rumped munia), 4296 nucleotides. RefSeq names its product neuropeptide Y receptor Y4-2 (gene NPY4R2). Gene Ontology annotation, molecular function: neuropeptide binding; pancreatic polypeptide receptor activity. NCBI's taxonomy places the organism in Eukaryota, Metazoa, Chordata, Aves, Passeriformes, Estrildidae. Gene Ontology annotation, biological process: G protein-coupled receptor signaling pathway. The record is from RefSeq and is a predicted model, not a curated record. Gene Ontology annotation, cellular component: neuron projection; plasma membrane.